AUGAGGAUAGACACUGGAAGAUGGAGGAGGAGGAGACGUGCGACAGGAAAGACACAGGGGGAGCCAAAACCGGCGGCUAAACCGCCGGCGGCGACUCCUUCUGUUGUGCCGCCCACCGCCGUUCCCCGGAAGAAGACGGAAUUGGAAGAGGCACCGGCCCCGGACGUCCCGACUUCGACCAAAGGUCUGACUAGACCCACUCCACAGGCCAGGACUUCAGCGCCUCCGGUUGUGCCGCCGAUUAUACAGGCGGCACCCGUUGAGGCGCAGGCCCGAAAAGCGGCUGUAGUGAAACGGAAGGCAACCACUCCCCCGAGUGGCCAACCGGACAAGCCAAGCCAACCGUUGCAACCGCCGAAACCCGACGCCCCGCAUACCACACAGUGGACACUACAGGCCGGCAAACUUCACCAGCGGUUUUUCUUUUGA
Messenger RNA from Gigantopelta aegis, 429 nucleotides. Its product is annotated as extensin-like. The transcript is spliced from 3 exons. Bases 1 to 429 code for a protein of 142 amino acids. Lineage: Eukaryota; Metazoa; Mollusca; Gastropoda; Neomphalida; Peltospiridae. The record is from RefSeq and is a predicted model, not a curated record.